CUCUUCUAUUUGCUGCUGCAACAUAUGGGUUUCAAAAUGGCGAUACUCAUCCUAGGCCUGUUGGCCAUGUUCCUUAUGGUCUCCUCAGACGUCGCAUCCACCAAUUCAAAACAGGUGAAAAAUGUAGUGGGUGCUGCCAAAUAUCCUGGUGGAGGCUACGGAGGGGGGUACCCUGGUUAUGGCGGUGGCUAUCCCGGUCGUGGUGGUGGAUACCCUGGACGUGGCGGUGGCUACCCUGGUCGUGGCGGUGGCUACCCUGGUCGUGGCGGUGGUUACCCUGGUCGUGGUGGCGGUGGCGGUGGCUAUGGUCGUUGUCGCUAUGGGUGUUGUGGUGGCCGGACAUACAAUGGAGGAUGCAGAAGGUGCUGCUGUUGUCGGAUCCACCAACCCGUCUGGGUCGUUGGACCCGUUUAUCUCAACGGGCCCACCCGACUAGUUUGUGUCGUUAGACCGUCUGAUCCUAUUAGGUCGUCAGGCCAGUUGGUACUACUCGGGUCAUCAGGCCGGUCGGACUCAUCUAAGUCGUUAGGUCGAUCAGGUCCAGAUUGCAUUAAUAAACGCCAACUACCAAAUUUAGAAAUCACUUCCUACUUCUGUAUCUUCACUCCUAUAUAUACACCAUCUUUUUCACUACUUUUCUCAUCCUUCUUUACCAAACAUAUCUUCCUUUUAAUAGUUUUCUACUCAAACAUGGGUUUGAAGAUGGCGAUACUGAUCCUAGCCAUGUUGGCCAUGCUCCUUUUGGCCUCCUCAGAGGUCCAAUCCAAUGCAAAAGAAGAGGUGACAAAUGGAGUUGGUGAAGCCAAAUAUCCUGGUGGAGGCUAUGGCGGUGGCUAUCCUGGCAAUGGCGGUGGCUACCCGGGUCAUGGCGGUGGCUAUCCUGGUCAUGGCGGUGGCUACCCUGGCCAUGGCGGUGGCUACCCUGGACGUGGUGGGGGCCACGGCUGUCGCUACGGCUGUUGCGGUGGCCGGUCAUACCAUGGAGGUUGCAGAAGGUGCUGUUCUUACGCUGGUGAAGCUGUUGCUGCACAAACUCAGGAUGAAACUCAUAACUAAGACAACUCAAUCAACGUAGUACUUAUGAUAUUUCAUGAAUAAAAUAAAUAAAAUGUCGUGUCUAUAGGCAUGGAAUGUUCCAGUGACCUUCCUUAUAAGUUUAAGGGCAAAUUAAAGUGAUGAAUAUUAUCUAUAUUCAGCAAAUUUGUUCCAUA
Vigna unguiculata (cowpea) is the source of this 1211-nucleotide messenger RNA. RefSeq lists its product as uncharacterized. The record is from RefSeq and is a predicted model, not a curated record. Lineage: Eukaryota; Viridiplantae; Streptophyta; Magnoliopsida; Fabales; Fabaceae.